Molecule: messenger RNA, 3200 nt
Organism: Callorhinchus milii (elephant shark)
Lineage: Eukaryota; Metazoa; Chordata; Chondrichthyes; Chimaeriformes; Callorhinchidae
Gene: sestd1
Product: SEC14 and spectrin domains 1
Exons: 20
Coding region: 270-2375 (701 amino acids)
Source: RefSeq, a predicted model, not a curated record
GGUGGGCUGCAGUAGUGGAAUUGCAGUGGCCUGUUGCAGGAAUGAUUAGCAAAUUGGCACGUGGCAUUCAAGAAAUGACAAUAAUAGGCAAGAAGGAAGAGGAAAUAAGAUGUUCUAAGAUUUACCAGGGAUAAGAAGAUAGAGCUAUCACGAAAGAUUGGACAGGACAUGGGCUUGUGGUGGCUUUUGAGAGAUUAGUGGAGAAUGUAUUUACCAACCAAAGUGCUUCAAAAUUAUAGACAUUUCUGAUUGUGUUGGUUCUGAAGAAAAUGGAAGCCACAAGCAUAUUGCCCAUACUGAAGAAAAGGCUUGCCUUUCUUUCAGGAGGCAAGGACAGACGAAGUGGUCUCAUUCUGACAAUUCCAUUAUGUUCAGAACAAACCAACAUGGAUGAACUGAGCGUCACUCUGGAUUAUUUGCUCAGCAUUCCAAGUGAUAAGUGUAAAGCGAGAGGUUUUACUGUUAUUGUGGACGGUCGAAAAUCCCAGUGGAACGUGGUCAAGACAGUUGUACUGAUGCUACAGAAUGUGAUCCCUGCUGAAGUCUCUCUGGUGUGUGUGGUGAAACCGGAUGAAUUCUGGGACAAGAAAGUCACUCACUUUUGUUUCUGGAAGGAGAAAGAUCGACUAGGAUUUGAGGUUAUCCUGGUAUCUGCUAACAAGCUUACUCGCUACAUAGAACCGUGCCAACUGACAGAAGAAUUUGGAGGCUCGCUUGUGUAUGAUCACAUGGACUGGCUGAAUAAAAGACUGGUCUUUGAAAAAUUUACAAAGGAGUCAACAUCAUUGCUGGAUGAAUUAGCAUUAAUUAAUAAUGGAUCCGAGAGGGGUAGCCAGCAGGAGAAAGAUAGGCCAAUAGAAUAUAGUUUUCUUCCUUCUGUGGAUCCAGAAACAGUUUUACAGACGGGUCACGAGCUUCUAUCCGAGUUGCAGCAGCGUCGUUUUAAUGGGUUAGAAGGUGGCAUGUCGUGGUCACCAAUGGACGAUGAAUUGUUAGCUCAACCCAAAGUCGUAAAACUGCUGGAUUCUCUCCGAGAACAGUACACUCGAUAUCAAGAGGUUUGCAGGCAGCGCAGCAAACGUACCCAACUAGAGGAAAUACAGCAGAAAGUUAUGCAGGUUGUGAACUGGUUGGAAGGACCUGGUUCAGAGCAGCUGAGGACCCAGUGGGGAAUUGGUGAUUCUAUCCGAGCUUCACAAGCCUUGCAGCAAAAGCACGAGGAAAUCGAAAGCCAGCACAGUGAAUGGUUUGCAGUGUACGUGGAGCUUAAUCAGCAAAUCGCAGCACUGUUGAACGCGGGGGAUGAAGAGGAUUUGAUUGAAUUGAAGUCACUGCAACAGCAGCUGAGUGACGUCUGCUAUCGACAGGCCAGUCAACUGGAGUUCAGACAGAACGUGCUACAGACUGCACUCGAAUUCCAUGGUAUUUCCCAGGAUUUGUCCCAGCAACUGGAUGGGUUACUCGGGAUGCUAUGUGCUGACGUAGCACCAGCGGACGGAACGGCUAUUCAGCAAACACUAAAACUCCUGGAGGAGAAACUGAAGAGUGUUGAUGCUACACUACAGAGUUUACGGGAAAAAGGUCAGGGUCUUCUUGACCAAAUGACAUCCCAGGCUCCAUGGACAUUUGGAAAGGAUGUGUCCAUUGAAAAUAAAGAUAACAUAGAACAUAUCCAGGGUCUGAUGGAGGAUAUGCAACUUCGAAAGCAAAGACUCUGUAGGUGUGAAGAUAUGGUAGAUGUGCGGAGGCUGAAAAUGCUUCAGAUGGUGCAGCUUUUUAAAUGCGAGGAGGAUGCUGCGCAGGCAGUUGAGUGGCUAAGUGAGCUGUUGGAUGCCCUUUUGAAAACUCAUAUUAGACUUGGAGAUGAUGCUCAGGAAACCAAAGUUCUUCUGGAAAAACACCGCAAAUUCGUUGAUGUUGCCCAGAGCACCUAUGACUACGGAAGACAGUUGCUACAAGCCACAGUCGUACUGUGCCAAUCCCUUCGAUGCACGACUAGGUCAUCAGGAGAGACUCUACCAAGGUUGAACAGAGUCUGGAAACAGUUUACAGUAACCUCAGAGGAGCGGAUUCACCGACUGGAUUUGUCCUACACAUUUCACUUAGAUUCUGAAAAGAUUCUGAAGGAUAACUCACAACUAGAAGAGCAGACUGAAGCCUGUAAGGAGUUCCUGGAAAAGAUUGAUGAAGUUGAAGCUACUGGGAAAUCACUAUUAGACAGACUAACUGUGCCUGUGAUUUACCCAGAUGGAACUGAACAGUAUUUUGGAAGUCCCAGUGACAUGGCCUCCACAGCAGAACACAUCCGAGAGAAGAUGAGACUGGUUAGCCAAAAGAAGGAGCAGUCAUUAGAGACCAUGCCACCAGACUGUUAAUGGAUCAGUCCUUUACCUUUCGUCCGAUAUUGAGACUGGAAUCACCUACUCAAGGUCCAUCUUGAAAAUGACUGCAGUUUUUUGUGUAUAGUGGCACCAUUUUACAUUGAAAGAAGAUGCUGAAACCUUAGGUGUGUAUUAUAUAUGAAAAAUUAUGGUACAAACCUGUUCUACGGUUGAGGGAAGCAGAGACUCCAUUCCAUGUAAAUCUGCACUGCUUACAUUUGAACACAAACCAUCGCAAGGCUUUGACUGUAGAAGAUGUAUUGACUGAUUGAUCAUGUGCUGCAAUGGUACUAAGAUCUGAGAAUGAAAUGAAAAUAUGAAGCAUUGCACUGAUUGAAUUCCUAUCUCGAGAGCUUUACAGUCCUGUCAGCUGUAACGGUUGACUUAAAAGCUUAAUGGUGCUAUGAAAUUUUUAGAAUGUCGAUGCACUAAGCAGAACCUUUUAACUGUUCUUAGACAGGUGCUGUAGUACUUUUAGGCUUUUAAUAUAUCUGUUGUUAGAUCGUGAUAAAAUGUUUCCCAUACAGUUAUCUCUUAAUUUUGAUAUUUUUGAAACUGCUGCUUUACUUUUGAUUGUGCCAAUAUGUAAUGUACACUACAUGCCUUUGAUGUAUUUCCUUGUUUUUUUCCAAUACCAUAACUUGUUGUUUUACAUAUUGUACUAAUUAUGUAUUAAAUAAUACCCGUGUAUAAUAAGCUUUAAAAGUAUAGAUCAACUUCUGUACUUGUUUCAACAGACCCAACAUUUCAAGCAGCAAAUUUGCAUUGGAAAGUCAUGGUCCUCAUCUUUGCAAAAAAUAAAAUGCAACUUGUACACUG